AUGUUCAUCAGAUCUACCCUUGUCGCCUCCGCGCUCCUCUUGUUGACUACCUCUGUAGUCGCUCAAGGUGUCGGUCCCGACUUCACACCCGGUCGCUGUUCCUUCGACGCAGUCGUCACUCAGGAUUGCUGGGACGACCACGCUAACACUUACGUCGAUCUCUCACCCGUUUAUGAUGGCGCUGGCAACCAGUUCAUGGAGCAAACCGACUUCAUUGACUUGACCGAUGGAGAGACGCUCACGGGCGUGGUUGCUGGAAAGAAACUGAAGAUUGGAUAUGAGAGGGACAGCAUCGGAUUCAUCUACGGCGACGCUGAAUGGCCUAACCAGAAUGGAGACAGCGAAUUCAACUGCACCACUAAGCCGUGGGACAACCUGCCGCUGGAUUGCAACGAUAGUGACCGCAAUCAUCGAUCUCAAGCCCUGACCUGCGAAUUCGACUGCACAAAGCCCGAGUCAGACUUCACCGUGAAGCGCGCGCGCUCCGAGGCGAUCCCCGAUAUCCUUUCAAUGCCGCCCAGUCCAGCCGGCACCAACCUAACCUCUGUGGACUACGCCCCAGGCUUCUGCUCCUUCAAGCUGCAACUCUUCCAGCAGUGUCUUCACACGCCCGCUGAAGGCUGGCACAACCAGAUGCUUGGCAUGCUUUACAGCGUCGAAGACAACAACCGCAAAUCCGUCGCCACGUACCCCGAGGGGACCGGACGUAUCGACAAGGGUGCUGUGAGGCUGUUGGGCAUGGGCGGUCUGAUUGUAGUCUAUAGUCCGGACGACAGGCAGAUGUACUUUGCGUUUGAGCCGAAGGGUGGCUACUGGAGCACUCUGACUCAGAACACCCCGGAUGCGAUGGGCAUUUGCUCUUGGAACCCGUGGACGCGCGCCGAGACUGGCUGUGAUGAGAAUCACCAGAACGAUCACCCAAGGCUAUCCUUCCUACCCGGGAGGGAGAGUAAGGAGUGCUUCUUCUCUGCGACACGCCGCAAGCGCAAGGCCGACGGCGAGGACGACUAUGACGAGGUCGACGACUACGAGCUGCGCAAUGGCCGGAAGCGCCAGCGCUCAGAUGGCCUGCCGGAGCCUCUGAUCACCACGACGACCAACCCGGCGUACAUAUCGCAGCCUCUGACCCCAGGCGGCUCCAUCGGACGAUACGAACCGCUGCGACGGCCGAACACGUCGGGCGGCCACCAGCCCACGCCCAACGAGGAAGAGGACCAGAAGGUGAACAACGAGACGGUCGCGACGCUGCAGGCGGGCGAGGUCUACAGCGGCCACGAUGCGCUGAACCUGCUGUUCGAGGCGGCGGGCAUGAACAACCACCACCGCACCGGAAGCAGCUCGAGCAUGCAGCGACCGACCCUUGGCAGCACACCAGGCUCGCAGACCAACUUCGCAAGCCCCCGGCCCAACACUUCCCAUGCGCGCGCCAACUCGCGCGCCACCGUCGAGCCCUCGGUUGAUCCCGCUAUACAGCAGCCCAUGCUGCCCGACCCGCCGAACGAAGCUGCCUUCGCCGACGCCGUGAGAGCCUGGUCGAAGUUCCGCUUUGUGCGCGCAGGAUGGCUCACGGCAAAAGAGGCAAUCGCAUACAUCGACUACUUCUACGCCUUCCUAUCGCCGCUCACACCCAUCGUCGUGCCCGACUACCGCGAUCAUGCCUUUCACGCGAAGCUGCUUAAGGAGGAGCCUAUGCUGGUCAUCACCCUACUGACCAUCUCGGCGAGGUAUUCUCAACCCAGCGGCUCGAGCGGUGUUGGCGCAACAUCUCGAUCAUACCUCAUCCACGAGAAGCUAUGGAAGUACCUGCAGGGCAUGAUAGAUCGCAUGAUCUUCGGACAAGAGCAGUUCGGCGGCGGCUUCUGUGGCGCAGGCCAGCAGCCUGGAUCCGAUGUGAACCCUCUGUCGCGGAAGGGCCUUCGUACACUUGGCACAGUCGAGAGUCUGAUGCUCCUUACUGAAUGGCAUCCUCGCGCGCUGCACUUCCCUCCUGGCGAUGACGAUGACGAGCUCGUUCUUCCCGACGAUCCCUACGAGGCAGGACCGAAGGCUGAUAUGUACAAAGGCGUGGGCGAUAAGCGCAUCGAUAGUUGGCUGGAGCCGUGCUGGCGCAGUGACCGCAUGUGCUGGAUGCUGCUGGGCAACGCCAUGACGCUCGCGUUCGAGAUUGGUGUCUUCGACGAGACGAACGAGACCGAGUUCGAAGAGGCAAAUCAGCACCUCUCGCAUGCGACAGUGAAGGCCUAUUACCGGAGGAAGAACCAUCUCCGCGACUUGCUCAUCAUAUACGUCACCCAGACCAGUGGCAGACUAGGUCUCACCUCAAUGCUUCCCAAGCUUGAGCGGGAUGAGAACCUAGUCGGCGGGCCCUCGCCACUUGAGCUAUACAAAGAGCGUAUCAGCCGCAUCAAGGCUCCUCCAGCUCAGUUUGGAAUGCGCUCAGAUGGCCAGCGCCUUCCACUCGAGUCCAUCGCUACACAGGAACGCCAUGCUGUCCAAGAUCUUGUGCUCGACUUCUGGGCCCGCAUUGCCAAGGUCAUGGAGAUGGGAAACCUGAAGUUGUUCUCCAAUCGACGCAAGACCAGGGAGUUGCUCAAGUCGGGAGGCUACGAAGAGAUGCUAAAGUUCUUUCAAGGGCCAUUGGUGGAAUGGAGGAAAUGCUUCGACCGAGCCCCUCAAGUUCCGGCGCAACUCCGCCACGUCCUCAUCAUCGAGUUUGAGUACACGCGUGUAUAUCUCAACUCGCUCGCUCUCCAGGCGGUGGUAGAACGCUGCACACACAACACUCCGCUACAGACACAUGCUCAGCCCAACGGCAUGAACGGACGCACUCCAAAUAGCAACGGCAAUGGCACCGGUAACGAUGACGGCGGCGCUAUUCCCUUUAGUACACUCGUCAAGUGGUACGCGAACGAUCGCCACUACAUCAACGAAGUCAUCGAUGCGUCACGCAACGUACUGAAAGUCGUGGUGGAGGGUCUGCAUCCGGGUGGCUAUCUACGGCAUGCGCCAGUGCGCACGUUCUUCCGCAUCGUCAGUGUGGCCAUAAUAUUGCUCAAGACAUUUGCGUUGGGCGCAACCGAAGAAGACGUGGCCGUCAGCCUUAGCCUGCUCAGCGACUCAGUUGAUGCCCUACGAACGAGCAUAGUCGACGAUGUGCACGUCGGUAACCGCUUCGCUGACCUCGUCGAAACCCUGACCCACCGCAUCCGUUCGCGCUUCGUGCGCCUGGCUGCCAACGGUUCGAGUGGCAUAUCCCGCGCUGGCAGCAAGAGCCCGAACCAGGCACCGUUGAUGCCUCCGCCCGCUCCACUCAACAAUACCAACCAUCUUGCACCGGCAUACAUGGGAUCUCAGCAAACAGGUUUUUCUGGUACUGGUACCAGCGUGCCCGGCUCCCCUAGCAUGGGCCUCGGUGCAAGUGGUCGCGCAACUCCUCUUUGGGGUAUUUCAGCCGAACCCUACGACCCCAACAGCAACUCCAUCAGCAUCAUGCCACCGCCUGGCAACUAUCAGAACUACCAGAACAACAAUACAAACAACUCCAACUCCAACGGCAACAACAACACCAACUGGAGUCAGUGGGCGAAUAGUGGUGCGAGCUGGGGCGCUGGGCAAGAUCAGGAUUGGCUUGCACUGCCACUUGAUCCUUUGUUGGAUCAGUGGGGUGCGGAGAUCAACCAGACGGCCAUGGGACCGGAUAUCGGUGGUAUGGACAUGCUAGAUAUCCUUCUGAACAUGGGCGGGCCGCCGGGUAGUGCCUAG
Messenger RNA from Alternaria infectoria, 3762 nucleotides. RefSeq lists its product as uncharacterized. NCBI's taxonomy places the organism in Eukaryota, Fungi, Ascomycota, Dothideomycetes, Pleosporales, Pleosporaceae. The transcript is spliced from 6 exons. Gene Ontology annotation, molecular function: DNA-binding transcription factor activity, RNA polymerase II-specific. The record is from RefSeq and is a predicted model, not a curated record. Gene Ontology annotation, cellular component: nucleus. Gene Ontology annotation, biological process: aromatic amino acid catabolic process; positive regulation of transcription by RNA polymerase II. The coding region runs from base 1 to 3762 and encodes 1253 amino acids.